This is a messenger RNA of Panicum virgatum (switchgrass), 1818 nucleotides long. RefSeq lists its product as uncharacterized. The transcript is spliced from 2 exons. Lineage: Eukaryota; Viridiplantae; Streptophyta; Magnoliopsida; Poales; Poaceae. The coding region runs from base 1210 to 1629 and encodes 139 amino acids. The record is from RefSeq and is a predicted model, not a curated record.
CCCGCCGGCGACCAGCUUGUGCUGCGGACUGAGGAGAAAAGAGUGAGGCUAGAUUUAGGUUGUCAGACUGAGCUCGUCCUUAUUAUACGGGACCAAAUCAGUUGUCAACCGUCGGAUUUUGAUGGAUGGUCCAGAUUGAGUCAUGUUAGGGUUUCCGCGGGAUGGGCCGAACUGGGCCAGUGGCGCGCCUAAUGGGCCGCACGCUACUGGGCCGAGCUGUCUACGCGUUUUGGGCCGCGCAUGGGAUACUUUUGGGUUGUUUUUAAUGAAUUCUUUAGCCCAAUUUAAUUUAUAAAGCCUUUUCUUUACUGUUUUAAGUUUAAUUUAAUUGCUGUUUAUGUUUAAAGGCUUUAUUUAAUUUCUGUUGCACUUAUUUAUUACCAGCAUUAUGUUUAUUAAUUUUUCCAUGAGUUAUGUAAAUGCUUUUAAUUAUGUUUUAAUUGCAUUUAUUCACUGAAAAUUAUGUUUAUUCACCAUGAGCAAUUAUGAUGCACUCUUUUUUAAAUGGAACUAUCGAGAAGUUUAUUUAGAGCACUUGUAAUUAAUUCUGACCAUUGUUGUUUUAAUUACGAGUUUUAAUGAUAAAUUUCGUUUGUUUUCCCCAUCGGUGAUGCAAAUUGAAAUUUAUGUAUGAUUUUGAUCAGACCAUCGUAGGGUUAAUUUCAUACUUCUUAUGGGCAUCUUAAUUGUGAAUUUAAUGAUUUUAUUGUUCUCAUGAUUUUCAAUGAACACUGUGACGGGCUAUCUGAAGUCCAUUGAGCCCCUGAAUGGCACCAACUACCCAAACUGGUAUAAUGAUAUUCAGGUGGCCAUUGCUGUGUGCGAGUAUGAUCUCGCCUUACGUGAGGAUAAGCCAGCAUCGCCCACUGAUCCCAAUGGUGAUCGGACUGCCAUUGAGAAGUGGGAGAGAUAUAACAGGUUGGUUACCAUGAUCAUUAAGCAAACGAUCACGCCUGCCAUCUGUGGUGCUAUUCCUGAUAAGGACCAGUAUGGUAAUGUUCUGACAACCAAGGAAUAUCUUGCUAAGGUGGAAGAGAAUUUCAAGAGCUCGUCCAAGACUUAUGCUAGCACUCUCAUUAUGAAGAUGCUGACUUCACAGUAUGAUGGGCUAAGUGGAACCAGGGAGCACAUUGUGAGCAUGUGUGACAUGGCCAAUAAGCUGAAGACACUGGAUAUGUCUAUCUCUGAUGGUUUCUGGUGCACUUCAUUAUGACUUCACUUCCUGCACAGUAUAGUCCCUUCAAAAUAAGUUACAACACUCAGAAGGCGACUUGGAGCAUGGCUGAGCUCAUUAGCUACUGUGUUGAGGAAGAAGAAAGGCAGAAAGCUGAAAGGAUGAAGGAUGCUGUCAGCAUGGACAGCGAGCACUUUGGGCGUGUUAGCGUCAGCAACACUCCUAAGCAUCAGGCUGAGUCUGGCAGCAGUAGGCAGCAUAAGAAGAAGUUUAAGGGCCAUAAGGGCAAGGCUGUGCAGCAUAAGAAGACUUCUGAGAAGCGGCUGUGCAAGUUCUGCAAGUCACCUAACCAUGAGCAGAAAGAUUGCCAUGGUUUUAAGGACUGGCUGAAGAGCAAAGGUAUUCAGUUCGAUCCGAACUAUAAGAGAGGGGGAGCGAAGCCUAAGAGUGGCUGAUGGCAAUGAGGUCAAGGUUGAAGGCAUUGGAAGCUUCGUCUUGGAGCUACCGGGUGGCUUCAACCUUCAUUUAAAUGAUGUUCUUUAUGUUCCCAGUUUGAAGAGAAACCUUAUUUCUGUUUCACGUUUAGAUAAGUCGGGACAUAUUUGUGAGUUUGGCAACUCUAAUUGCAACAUUAAGUUUCAUAA